AUGGGCAAAGUCGUUGUUUUAGGAGCUGGUGUAUCAGGGCUGACAUGCGCGUUGUACCUUCAAGAUGAAGGACACAGUGUGACGAUUAUUGGCAGACACAUUCCUGGGGAUUUGGAUAUCAGAUACACUUCUCCAUAUGCUGGUGCCAAUUGGCACUCGUUUGCCAGCGCGGAUGAUAAGGUCACACAGGAUAUUGACAUUGUUGGGUAUAACAAGUUCCUGGAGCUGGCCAGCGAGCCUGGCGCAGGGGUUCACAUAGUUCCAAGCGUCAACUUUGUGAGAAAGGAUGGCUUACAUGAGGGUAAGGUGAAGAUCCCGUGGUUUGCCAGUAGAGUGCAGAACUUCCACCUGUUGAGCAAAGACGAGUAUCCACAGAUUGAGGACUUUGUUGGUGGCUGGGGCAUGGACUCAGUGACCAUCUCAACGACGAUAUACCUGAACUAUUUAUUGCAGAAAUUUCUGAACAAAGGUGGCGUGUUGAAACGUGUGGAGGUAAAGCACGUCAAUGAGGCCUUCAACCACCAUCAGUCCGGUGAAAAGGCAGAUUUGGUUAUCAACUGUACCGGGUUAUCUGCACGGUUCCUCGGGGGAGUUGAAGAUGAGAAGUGCUUCCCAAUCCGUGGGCAGGUUCUCUGGGCAAGAAACAAUGCCACCAGACAAGUUUCUGUGAAGAUCAAGGGAAACUACGAGGGCGAGUCUCUAUACAUGUUCCCGAGAAAGGAAGGAGGAUGUAUCAUUGGAGGCACGUUCCUUAAGAAUCAAUGGGGCUCGAAACCAGACCCUGAGCUGACCAAGCGUAUGGUUGCCCGUGCUGAGAAGUACAUCCCUGAGUUGAUUGAUCCCAAACUGGGCAAUCCAAGCCACAUUGAGGUGUUUGGAGAGAACGUUGGUCUCAGACCAGCAAGAGAAGGUGGUGUUCGUGUUGAAAGAGAAGGUAACAUCAUUCAUAACUACGGUGUCGGCCCUGCAGGUUACCAAUCGUCCUUUGGCAUAGCUGAGAAAGUGAUUCAGCUAUCAAAGGAGUUCUUUAGAUCCUCUAAACUGUGA
Williopsis jadinii is the source of this 1047-nucleotide messenger RNA. Its product is annotated as FAD-dependent oxidoreductase. Gene Ontology annotation, molecular function: D-amino-acid oxidase activity; FAD binding. Bases 1 to 1047 code for a protein of 348 amino acids. NCBI's taxonomy places the organism in Eukaryota, Fungi, Ascomycota, Saccharomycetes, Phaffomycetales, Wickerhamomycetaceae. The transcript is spliced from 2 exons. The record is from RefSeq and is a predicted model, not a curated record.